AUGGCCCCGGGGAUCAUCGAGCUGCACCAGCUCCUCAUCCAACUCUCGCGCCGGUAUCUCACCUUCUCGCUGCCCCAGAACCAGGUCGCCGCCGCCGCCACCUUCAGCACUGCCCUCUAUGUCCUGCAGCGGCUGCCUUCGUCGCCGGCCGUGGCUUUCUGCGCCAGACAUCUGUCCAGGGCGCUGGCCGUCAUUGUUCUCGUCAAAGCCUAUCUCUGCUCCUGGGACGUGGUCCUGAAUGCGGGCGGCUCGCUGGACCAAGUCUUUCGCUUUCCUCUCGACCAUCCGCUGGACUCUGCUCAUCCGGCCCGCACGCUUCCGUCCUGGAUCGGCCAGCAGGCCAUCGAGUAUUUUGCAGUCGUCAUCCUGUACCAAAUUGCCGCUCAACUGCACGUCAUUGGUCGAAAUGCCCUGCGUCCUGAAAACCUGGCCUUCUCUGCCCUUCGCAAGAGCAUCACCGUGCUGUUCUGGGCGACGUUCCUGCCGAGUGCCAAGCCCAACCACCUCCCUGCGAUCCUGCUGCUGCAAUUCGCCAACACCAGCACCGGCAGCCUGUUCUAUCUGCUCCAGCCGCUGGGCCGCUACCCCGAGCGCUUUGUCCGGCUCCUCAACUGGGCUGCUCAACUUGCCCGCUUUGCGCAUAUGCUAUGGUCCCUGUCGCCGUGGGGCCCCGAGUGGUACCCGCCGAGCCUUUGCCUGCUGUCCAUCUUUUCCAUCGGCAGCGCCAUCAUGCAUCUCGUCCUCUUCCUCGGGUUCCUCUUUGGCGUCCUGACUCAUCAAGGCCAAGUGCCCGAGAACCUGCAGGGGCUUGUUGCCCCGCCCCAGGCGGUGCUCACGGGCAUUCCCGAGCUCAGACGCAAGACCCUCGACGCCGAUGAAGAGGACGGCCUCUACAACGAGUUCCUCUCCGGCGACGGAUUUGGCGACCACGGCGAUCUCAGCGACGAUCUCUGGGAAGAAAGCGAUGGCGUCAAUGACAACGAAGACCCAGACGAUACCGACGACAGCGAAGACAGCGAUGCUGACGAGGGACGCGAUGGUCAUGCCAUCAGCGACGACGAGGACUUUGACGCCCACGACAUCGGAGAACAGAAUGAUAUGAAUACCGCGCUGCUCGCCCAUCGUGUACGCAACCACAGCAGGACAACCGAUUCAGGUCUGGGCAGCGUUCAUCAGUGGUUCCGGUCCUCGCAGCUGGAGCGCAGGUCUGACUUGCCUCACACCUCCAAUUCGUGGUGGCCAGCGCCGCCCGCUGUCGAUACCGAUCUUGAGUCUGAUGAAGUCAAUGCCCUCAUUACCGAGGCCUUCAGUCCGCUGGAUCUGGCAUCUCCCGCUUCUGAUACCCAACAUGAGGCGCCAUCGUCAAGGAGCAGCAGCAGCAUUACCGCGGCCACCGACGAAGCCCUGCAGCUGGCACCCAUCAACGAAAGCUACAUCUGCCCGGACCGAACUUACACUCGAGGCUUGCGUCGUCUCGUGCAGAAAUCGCGUCUGGCUCUGCCAGCAGCCCCGAGCCGUCCCCUCAUCCAGGGAUCUGUUGUGCCGCCCGAUCCUGCAUCCUCGUCUUCGUCCAACAGCCUCGAGGUGUUUGUGGCCGCACUCAACAACCUGCAGUACCUCAACCCCAUGGUUGACGAUGUCAUUCUGACUCGCAAGCUCCGGAGCCGCGCCGUGAACGAGUGGAACUGGAACUGCAUCAUCUGCCGUGACCGUAUGCGGACGGUGAUUCUGCUACCAUGCAACCACCUGUGCAUUUGCGAAGACUGCCGUGCUGACAUGGCUCAGCGCGGUCUAUACCGCUGCCCGCUCGAUAAUCGAAAGAUCGAAGGCACAAUGAAGAUAUUUUGGUCGUGA
This is a messenger RNA of Polychytrium aggregatum, 1854 nucleotides long. RefSeq lists its product as uncharacterized. Gene Ontology annotation, biological process: protein ubiquitination; ubiquitin-dependent protein catabolic process. The record is from RefSeq and is a predicted model, not a curated record. Bases 1 to 1854 code for a protein of 617 amino acids. Gene Ontology annotation, molecular function: ubiquitin protein ligase activity. Lineage: Eukaryota; Fungi; Chytridiomycota; Chytridiomycetes; Polychytriales. The transcript has 3 exons.